AAACUGAGGCACGAAGCUGGACAGUGACUCAGACACCAGGAGCCGCCUGGAGUGGAGUCGAGAGCUCAGACAGGCACUGGACGGGGCCUGCAGGGGUCUCCACAGAGACCAUCAGGAUGUCGUAUUUUGGGGAGCAUUUUUGGGGCGAGAAAAAUCAUGGCUUUGAGGUCCUGUACCACAGCGUGAAGCAGGGGCCCAUCUCCACCAAGGAGCUGGCGGACUUCAUCCGGGAGAGGCCUGCCCCCAGGACCUUCGCCCCGCUCUGGGAGGUCUUCCGCGUCUCCUCCGACAAGCUGGCGCUGUGCCACCUGGAACUGACACGGAAGUUACAGGAUCUCAUCAAGGACGUUCUCCGCUACGGCGAGGAACAGCUCAAGACGCACAAGAAGGUGUGUGUCGUGGGCGCCGCCCAGCGGCUGGGUGGCCCUUCAAAUGAGCUCCUGCCCAAGUCCCGCGAGAACUACCUGAACCGUUGCAUGGACCAGGAGCGGCUGCGGAGGGAGAGUACCAGCCAGAAGGAGAUGGACAAGGCAGAGACUAAAACCAAGAAGGCGGCAGAGAGCCUGCGGCGCUCAGUGGAAAAAUACAACACAGCCCGAGCUGACUUUGAGCAGAAGAUGCUGGACUCGGCCUUGCGCUUCCAAGCCAUGGAGGAGACACACCUGAGGCACAUGAAGGCGUUGCUGGGCUCCUAUGCUCACUCCGUGGAGGACACGCACGUGCAGAUCGGGCAGGUGCAUGAGGAAUUUAAGCAGAACAUCGAGAACGUCAGCGUGGAGAUGCUACUCAGGAAGUUUGCAGAGAGUAAGGGCACAGGCCAGGAGAAGCCAGGACCUCUGGACUUCGAGGCAUACAGCGCGGCUGCCCUGCAGGAAGCGAUGAAACGUUUGCGGGGAGCCAAGACCUUUCGCCUUCCGGGAUUAAGCCGGCGGGAGCGGGAGCCAGAGCCACCUGCAGCUGUAGAUUUCCUGGAGCCCGAUUCAGGGACAUGUCCAGAGGUGGAUGAAGAAGGUUUCACUGUCCGGCCUGAUGUGACCCAGAACAGCACGGCCGAGCCCUCCCGUUUCUCGUCCAGCGACUCCGACUUCGAUGACGAAGAGCCCCGCAAGUUCUAUGUGCACAUCAAGCCCGCCCCGGCCCGGGCUCCAGCCUGCAGCCCCGAGGCAGCAGCGGCACAGCUCAGGGCCACUGCGGGCAGCCUCAUCCUUCCUCCUGGCCCAGGGGGCACCAUGAAACGCCAUUCUUCACGGGACGCUGCUGGGAAACCCCAGAGACCUCGGUCUGCCCCCAGAACUGGCAGCUGUGCAGAGAGAUUGCAGUCAGAGGAGCAGGUGUCCAAGAACCUCUUUGGGCCGCCCCUGGAGUCAGCCUUUGACCACGAAGAUUUUACAGGCUCUAGCAGCCUGGGCUUCACCUCCAGCCCCUCCCCUUUCUCCUCCUCGUCGCCCGAAAACGUGGAGGAUUCCGGCCUGGACUCUCCGUCCCACGCGGCACCUGGCCCCUCCCCAGAUUCCUGGGUCCCCCGCCCAGGCACCCCGCAGAGCCCGCCCAGCUGUAGGGCGCCACCCCCAGAGGCCAGGGGUAUCCGCGCACCGCCUCUGACAGACUCGCCGCAGCCCCUCGCCCCGUCUCCAGGCCCCUGGGGGCUGGAGGCCUUGGCCGGAGGAGACCUGAUGCCUGCACCUGCUGACGCCACAGCCAGGGAGGGCCUGGCAGCCCCACCCAGGAGACUCCGCUCUAGGAAGGUGUCCUGCCCUCUCACACGUAGCAACGGGGACCUGUCUCGUUCCCUGAGCCCCUCCCCACUGGGCUCUUUAGCCCCCAGCACUGCCUUGGAACGGCCCAGCUUCUCAUCCCAGUCAGGACAUGGAGUCUCCCGGGGUCCAAGCCCUGUGGUCCUGGGCUCCCAGGAUGCCCUGCCCGUAGCCACAGCCUUCACGGAGUACGUCCAUGCCUACUUCCGUGGCCACAGCCCCAGCUGCCUGGCUCGAGUAACUGGGGAGCUGACCAUGACCUUCCCUGCUGGCAUCGUGCGUGUGUUCAGCGGGACCCCACCCCCACCUGUCCUCAGCUUCCGGCUUGUACACACAGCCCCUAUUGAGCACUUUCAGCCCAACGCCGAUCUGCUCUUCAGUGACCCCUCCCAGAGUGACCCUGAGACCAAAGACUUCUGGCUCAACAUGGCAGCUCUGACCGAGGCUCUGCAGCGCCAGGCAGAGCAGAACCCCACCGCCUCCUACUACAACGUGGUGCUGCUGCGAUACCAGUUCUCCCGCCCGGGUCUCCAGUCUGUGCCUCUGCAGCUCAGUGCCCACUGGCAGUGUGGGGCCACCCUCACCCAGGUCUCAGUGGAGUACGGCUACCGGCCCGGUGCCACGGCUGUGCCCACGCCACUCACGAACGUCCAGAUCCUGCUGCCUGUGGGGGAACCUGUGACCAACGUCCGCCUGCAGCCGGCCGCCACCUGGGUCUCCCCAGGCUCUGGCCGCCUCUCUGCCAGCUGGGAGCCGCUCUCAGGGCCCAGCACACCUAGCCCCGUGGCCGCACAGUUCACCAGCGAGGGGGCCACUCUGUCGGGCGUGGACUUGGAACUGGUGGGCAGCGGUUACCGCAUGUCACUGGUGAAGAGGAGGUUUGCCACAGGGAUGUACCUAGUGAGCUGCUGAACCCGUAAAUGCUGCCGCCCCAGCUCUACACUGCGCCCUGGUGCUGGCUGACCGCUCCCUACCCUCCUGCUGGACCCUGGGGCCUCCCGCCCCAGUCUCCCUGAGGCCCAGACUCCACGGAGAGGAGCCCCAUGCCCAGCCGGCUGAGCCCGAGAUUCGCUCCUCCCCCUCAUGCCAACCCCACACAGGUCCUGGCCUUUUAAUGUUCUUUGAAUAAACACUUUAUUUUCUAAUAAAAUAAAAAAGGAAACCUUUUCCUGC
This is a messenger RNA of Mandrillus leucophaeus (drill), 2927 nucleotides long. It is a transcript of the gene FCHO1, whose product is annotated as FCH domain only 1. Gene Ontology annotation, cellular component: clathrin-coated vesicle; cytoplasm; clathrin-coated pit. The record is from RefSeq and is a predicted model, not a curated record. The coding region runs from base 117 to 2666 and encodes 849 amino acids. The transcript is spliced from 26 exons. NCBI's taxonomy places the organism in Eukaryota, Metazoa, Chordata, Mammalia, Primates, Cercopithecidae. Gene Ontology annotation, biological process: clathrin coat assembly; clathrin-dependent endocytosis.